AUGCGUGGUAUAAUCCUACGCCGUCUCUAUCCUUCGGCCAAAUUCCCCGUCGCCCGGUAUUCAUUUGCGCGACCCUUUUCUACACGCCCAGACCCAAGGCAGGCUUCAUCUUUUUGGACCCUUACAUUUACUCUCGCUAUCGUUGGAGGAGGCGCCUGGCUCCAGAACAAAUACCUCAAUUCAAAAGUUACAGUCACUCCGCAGCCCCUGCUCCCUGAAAACCCCACCCUCGGAGUAAUCGAUACCCUCGCGACGAUGCCUGUCAAACCCGCCCCCGGAACAGUCGGAAACCUUACCCCAGACCAAGAAGUCAAGCUGAAGGAAUUCUGGGUUCUGGCACUCAAAGUCUUCGGCCUCACACUCGAAGAACUCGAAGCCCCGCAGUCCACCACCAGCGAUGCCCCAACACCCGCCCCGGCCCAGGAUAAGAAGAAGUCCAAGAGCCGCUGGGGAAUCUGGAGCAGCUCCGACGACAACACAAAAGGCAGUUCUGAUAGCAGCGUAGCUGCAAUCAGCAUCGGUGAUGGCGAUGAUAAGUACGGCCAGUCCAAGGAGUUCAAACAGGCUCUGGAGGAUAUGAAGCCCGAGGAGAUCCGGACCGCGUUCUGGAGCAUGGUGAAGGGCGAUAACCCAGACUCUCUGCUGCUGCGAUUCCUGCGGGCGCGUAAGUGGGAUACUAAGAAGGCGCUUGUUAUGCUGAUUUCCACAAUGCGCUGGCGACUGUUAGAAAUGCAUGUCGACGACGACAUCAUGUUCAACGGUGAGCCGUCGGCUUUGAAGCAGUCGCAGGGCUCUGACCCCAAGGAGAAGAAGAAGGGUGAGGACUUCAUCACGCAGAUGCGUAUGGGUAAGAGCUUCCUGCACGGUGUUGAUAGGUCUGGUCGGCCGAUCUGUGUUGUCCGUGUGCGUUUGCACAAGGCCGGUGAUCAGGACAAUGAAGGGUUGGAGCGGUUUACUGUGUAUACUAUUGAGACUGCGCGUUUGUUACUUGCGUCGCCGAUUGAGACUGCCACUAUUAUCUUUGAUAUGACGGACUUCGGUAUGGCUAACAUGGACUAUGCCCCUGUGAAAUUCAUGAUCAAGUGUUUCGAAGCCAACUACCCCGAGUCUCUCGGAGCAGUGCUCAUCCACAAGGCCCCUUGGAUUUUCUCAAGCAUCUGGAGCGUGAUAAAGGGCUGGCUCGACCCAGUCGUCGCAUCGAAGAUCCACUUCACGAAGAACCGCCAAGAUCUCGAACACUACAUCCACCCCAGCCAGAUCAUGAAGGAGCUCGAUGGCGACGAAGACUGGGUAUACAACUACGUUGAGGUCCCAGAGAACGAGAACCCCUGUAUGGCCGACAAGGAAAAGCGGGAUACCCUCAUGGCCGAGCGCCAAAAGCUCGCCAAGGAUAUCCAAGAUACCACCAUCGAGUGGAUUCGCGCCAGCUUCAAGAAGGAGACUGACGCUGCCUCUGCUGCUGAGGAGAAGCGAAAGAACUUGAUUGAGCAGCUGCGUGCGCAAUACUGGGUUCUUGACCCGUAUGUCCGGGCUCGCUCGCUCUACGACAGACUCAAUAUCGUCCAGGGCGGUGGGAAGAUCAACUUCUAUCCUGAUUCGAAGGAGGCAGAGAAAUCGGCGUAG
Messenger RNA from Penicillium vulpinum, 1623 nucleotides. RefSeq names its product CRAL-TRIO domain-containing protein. The coding region runs from base 1 to 1623 and encodes 540 amino acids. The record is from RefSeq and is a predicted model, not a curated record. NCBI's taxonomy places the organism in Eukaryota, Fungi, Ascomycota, Eurotiomycetes, Eurotiales, Aspergillaceae. The transcript has 4 exons.